GUCGGAAAUUCUAGAUCCACCCCUCAUCCUUUUGCCACGUGUCCCCACCAAUUAUCUUUGAGACGAUUCUACCCUUCCUUCUCCUACUCUUCCCCGUCUCCUCCUCCAACCGGCAUUCUCAUCUCAUGUGAUCAGUUUUUAGUACUCUCAAUCUGUUUCUUUAUCUUUCUUUCUUUUUAUUAAAUCAUCCCUCCUGGGGGUCUAGUCCUCCUCCUCCUCCUCUCUACUACUGCUAUAGGAAUUUAGAAAUAGAGAAGUUUUUAGGAGUAAAUUGUUCCCACGGAUCCAAUCAACCAACCCAAGAAAAAUGGUGAACCCCUGAAACUUUCACUUCCUUCAAUAGCAAUUUCGACUUGAUUGCCUAAGAUAAUUGCUUCUGGGGCCUUCUCAUCUUUCCUCGUCAAUAUCAGGAGGGAAGGCCAUGUAACUUGUUAGCUUCAAACAGGAGCAGUGGGUUUGUUCGAUUGCACACUUUAUUUCUUCCUUGCUUACAGGAUGGGUAAGUGCAAAGGCUGUGGGAAAUUGGGAAGAAUGGCAAGGGAUAGGUCUGCAAGUUCUUACCAAUUUUCUCUUAUGCUAUCUCCUAUUGUUUCCGUUUGGGAUUGUGCUGUGCGCAAAAUGAGGUAUUCUUUCAGACCUGAGUAUGUGUAGGUAUAGUAGUGACUAUCAGAACUGUGAAGGUAUACUAGUGGUUGGAAUCACUUUGGUUUGGAUUUCAAGUUUUAUAGGAUACAGAACAGAAGGCAUAGACCGGUAGUAGUUAUAGAGAUGAUUUAUACAUUGUAGGGAGUUUUCUUGACGGAGAAACAAAGUGAGAAGAUAAUAUCGAGUAGGCUCAGUAAUUACAGUUUUUAGUUUUCUUUGGAUAAGAUGGAAGGUGCUAAAUUGCCAUCUGGUGUCAGAAAAGUGAAGAAGAAGCAAGUUAAGGAUGAGCUGGAUCGUAUCAAGCAGGCUGAAAAGAAAAAAAGACGACUGGAGAAGGCUCUGGCUACUUCUGCAGCCAUUCGUUCUGAAUUGGAAAAGAAGAAACAGAAAAAGAAAGAAGAACAGCAGAGGCUUGAUGAAGAAGGCGCUGCAAUUGCUGAAGCAGUUGCUCUGCAUGUCCUGCUUGGUGAAGACUCGGAUGACUCAUGUAAAGUUAUAAUGAAGAAGGAUGAAGAGCUGAACCGGUGGGAUUGCUGUGACAAUUUUGAUAUCCUUAUGGGUGGUAGGGAAGCUGUGGUCCCUCAUGAAGACCUAUCAAACUAUUCCUUUAAGAAUAUGGAGUGGGUUUCUGAUACCCAGAGAUAUGGAUACGGGUGGAGUGACUGGGGGAACACGGGAUGGAUGGUUUCAUCUGAACCUAUGGGAAGGGAGCUCUAUCCACAAUACCUGGUGGAGGGAGGUUGGGAUACUGCUGGAAUCUCUGCAGGUCUUGUUGCUGCACAAGCUGUUUCAUCACUUAAAAUCGCAGAAGAUGCACAGGUGGACAAGUAUGUCUACAACAGAAUGUUAAGAGGUUGAAGAUAAAAGGUCUUCAGUAGAGUGAUCCAGUCAUUGGCGUGUUGUACUUGAUUUUGUGGUUUUGAAUAAUGACCUGUAUAUAUUUAAAGUGUACCCAGCCAUCUUAUUUAUCGGAUGUGAUGCUUGUGUUUUCUGAGAUUUGUCAAUCCUCGAGGUUCUUAUUAUUAGCGCAGGUAUUGUGAUUUGUUGGAAUUUCCUUGAAGUGAUUGCCAAGAUGAAUUAUGGAAUAAUUUUAAUUCGCUGCA
Coffea eugenioides is the source of this 1748-nucleotide messenger RNA. RefSeq lists its product as uncharacterized. The record is from RefSeq and is a predicted model, not a curated record. The coding region runs from base 871 to 1503 and encodes 210 amino acids. The transcript is spliced from 2 exons. Lineage: Eukaryota; Viridiplantae; Streptophyta; Magnoliopsida; Gentianales; Rubiaceae.